Molecule: messenger RNA, 1566 nt
Organism: Peronospora matthiolae
Lineage: Eukaryota; Oomycota; Peronosporomycetes; Peronosporales; Peronosporaceae
Source: the annotation of a GenBank genome assembly
AUGGAGAUGAACUCUCUGGAUGGCAGCAAGUAUCUACUGCUGAUCGUAGACGAAGCCAGUGGAUGCAUGAAGGGUUCCUACCUAAGUGCGAAAUCGGAGAGUGAAAACUACAUCACACGAUACAUCACGAUGGUGCAAGCGCAGUUUGGCAAGAAGGUCAAGUUCGUUCGACACGACGGAGCCCGCGAGUUCGCAACCGACUCGCCUCAAGAAUUCUACGAAGAUGAAGGCAUUGAGCAACAGACGACGGUGCCAUAUGCACACCAGACCAACGGCACGGCAGAGCGCGCCAUUCGAACCAUCGUCACAAUUGGUCGCAGCAUGCUCCACCAUGCUAAGCUGGAAAAGUGCUUCUGGGCCGAAGCAGCAAUGAGGGCAAUUUACGUCAAAAAUCGUCUGCCCUCGCCCAAAGAUGUACACAAGACUCCGUUCGAGAUCGUCCACAACUCCAAGCCAAGUGUCAAUCACAUGCGAGUGUUCGGUUGUCAGGUUUACAUACUGUCACCGGAGAAGAAGCGCCUCAAGUGGGACCCCAAGGCUCGCACUGGGAUAUUCUUGGGCUACGAAGAAGCAUACAAAGCGUAUCACGUUUAUGACAUCGAGGCGGGGCAAGCGGUCAUCAGUCGCGAUGUCAACUUUGACGAGUCCGCCUUUGGACUUUCGAUGCCAACCAUCGCUGAAGACGCCGAUGACCUUGAAUUUGACUCCCUCAAUCUGGAUGAUGAAGCGCCGGGUCAAGCGCAGUACAAGCAAACAGGCAAGCGCAAGAGUCGUCCCCAUGAUGAAGGAGUACUAGCUCCACCCACGCGCACAGUGCGUCAACGGCCUGGACUAGAAGAAUCAAGUGCGCCAGACAAUCACACAACCCAUCAAGAAGAAGAUGAAGAAACGAAUAAUGCUGAUGCAUCGACUACGCCUGUGUUUUGGCGUGUGAGUGCGAACGUCAUUGAAACAGCAGUGGACUUAUCCGAGCCAUCGACUUUUGAAGCUGCGGUGAGCGGUCCUGAUCAAGUGCAUUGGCGUGAAGCCAUCCAAGCGGAACUCGAGUCGAUGCGACUUCGUGAAGUAUUCCGCGCAUCCAAGCUGCCUAAAGGACAUCGCACCAUUGGUACCAAUUGGCUCUUCAAGAUCAAGCGCAAAGCGGACGGAUCAAUUGACAAGUACAAGACGCGUCUUGUGGCAAAGGGUUUCAAGCAGCAAAAUGGGAUGGACUACGCGGAAAAAUUCUCACCCGUGGUCAAGUACGUGACGCUACGCAUGGUGAUUGCAGUCGCCAAGUAUUUCGGAUGGACCAUCGACCAACUUGGCGUGGUGACGGGAUUCCUGUGCGGUGUCAUGAAGGAACAAGUGUUCUGCGUCAUCCCUGAAGGCGUGGAAUUGGAAAGCUCCUUCGAUUGUCUGGAGUUGGUGAAGGUAAUUUACGGCCUGAAGCAAGCUUCGCGAGUAUGGAACGAAACUUUUGACGAGUGUGUGUUCCAUUGGAUUUCAAGUGUCAGGCUUCGACCCAUGUCUCUACAUAAGGAUUGUGGAAGGGCAAUGUGUGCUGCUGCUGGUAUAUGUGGAUGA